Molecule: messenger RNA, 1456 nt
Organism: Papilio machaon (common yellow swallowtail)
Lineage: Eukaryota; Metazoa; Arthropoda; Insecta; Lepidoptera; Papilionidae
Product: phosphoribosyl pyrophosphate synthase-associated protein 2
Exons: 7
Coding region: 198-1331 (377 amino acids)
Biological process (GO): 5-phosphoribose 1-diphosphate biosynthetic process; purine nucleotide biosynthetic process
Cellular component (GO): ribose phosphate diphosphokinase complex; cytoplasm
Molecular function (GO): magnesium ion binding; ribose phosphate diphosphokinase activity
Source: RefSeq, a predicted model, not a curated record
GUUAAAAUGAUUAAAACAUUUUAAUUCUCUAAAAUUAGCUUUUAUUAAUAUUAUUUCAUUACAGAAAUCGUGUAUCAUCAAACUUUAAGAUAUAAACAGUGCCGCUGAAAGUCUCAUCUACUGCCAUUUGAUUAAUCAUCUAAUUUGUAACAUUUUAUAUAAAGUAGGCUGUAGUUCAAGACUGCCUUCAGGUUAUUAUGUUACUCAACAAAACCAGGUUGGUUGGAUUUACAAAUCAUUCUCGCAACAGCAAUAUGGAGAGCAAUUCCACGUCGGACAUUGUUAUUUUAAGCGGUAAUUCGCAUCCUGAAUUAGCUGACCUGAUCGCAGACCGCCUUGGCGUACGUAAAGGAGGAUGUUCAGUAUACCAUAAAACUAACAGAGAGACUAUGGUGGAAAUUGCAGAUUCUAUUAGAGGCAAAAAUAUUUACAUUGUCCAAACUGGUACUAAGGAUGUAAACAACAAUAUAAUGGAACUACUAAUCAUGGCUUAUGCAUGCAAAACAUCAUCGGCUCGAUCCAUUGUCGGGGUUAUUCCAUACUUACCAUACAGCAAACAGUGCAAGAUGAGGAAACGUGGGUGCAUUGUCACAAAACUUUUGGCACAGAUGAUGUGCAAAUCUGGGUUAACUCACAUUAUCACUAUGGAUCUCCAUCAAAAGGAAAUACAGGGAUUUUAUGAUUGCCCAGUUGACAACUUGAGGGCUUCACCAUUUUUACUGCAGUACAUUCAAGAAAGUAUACCGGAUUACCGUAAUUCAGUGAUAGUAGCUCGUAACCCAGGCUCUGCUAAGAAGGCUACAUCAUAUGCUGAGCGAUUGCGUCUUGGUAUUGCUGUGAUUCAUGGAGAGCAGAAGGAAGCAGAAAGUGAUGAAGUUGAUGGGCGAUACUCUCCCCCAUGCAUUCCAAGUGUUGACAGGUCCCGCACUAUGGAUGUGUCAGUAGGAGUGCCGGUACAUCCCGCUAAGGAGAAGCCACCUAUUAAUGUUGUUGGAGAUGUAGGAGGAAGGAUAGCCAUUAUGGUGGAUGAUAUGAUUGACGAUGUUCAGUCGUUUGUUGCUGCGGCAGAAGUAUUAAAGGAAUGUGGCGCUUACAAAAUAUAUGUGUUGGCAACACACGGCCUUCUGUCAUCUGAUGCACCGCGUCUCAUUGAAGAUUCGCCAAUAGACGAAGUUGUGGUCACCAACACUGUCCCACAUGAGCUUCAGAAAAUGCAGUGUAACAAAAUCAAAACAAUCGACAUUUCAGUACUCCUCAGUGAAGCGAUCAGACGCAUUCACAACAAAGAAUCUAUGUCUUAUCUGUUCAAAAAUGUCACACUUGAAGAUUAAUUUUGAUUAUUAGAUAUAAUUUUUAAAGUUAUUAAGUAAUCCAUUUUAUUGUGUGCAAAUUGUAUUAUAAGAAAAUUAGUAUUUUUGAAAAUAUGUUUUAUAGGAUAACAAAAAAAAAAUCGAUU